Molecule: messenger RNA, 3249 nt
Organism: Achroia grisella
Lineage: Eukaryota; Metazoa; Arthropoda; Insecta; Lepidoptera; Pyralidae
Exons: 3
Coding region: 273-3191 (972 amino acids)
Source: RefSeq, a predicted model, not a curated record
UGUAGGAAAUAACUUACGUCUUUAUCUGUAGCAUACUGACGUUUUCAUUUUGAGUAUAUAAGUAUCAUCCAUCAGGAAUUGUUUUGAACUCAAAAAUGAAAUUAUUCGUUGAAAAAAGCAUGCCUCAAAUAAAUUAACAAAAUAAAGUUGCAAUACAUUUAGAAACAGAUUUGUAGUUUUGUGUCAAAGGUUUGAAUGUUACCAAUACAGAUUAUACAAGUAGCACAGAAUGUUAUAACAUCUCGAAAAUAUAUUUCCAGUACACAAACGACAUGAGUGACGAAGAGUUACAAAUACAAAGCAAAUGUAAACAACGUUUUAAAGGAAUCGAAAACUUUCUUCGCAGUAUAGCCUUUAACUUGGGGAAUACACCAUCACAGACAGAAGUCAAAAUAAUAUCUUGUAUACCAAUCGACGUAACUGAUCUCCAAGAGAAGAUCGUUAACUUGGAGAAACAAUUAAAUGAAGCCAAGCAGUGUACAAAGAAGGAAGAAGUAUCGCCUACUACACAAGUCAGUAUGUGCAAGCAUAUGUUGUCCAAUUUUUGCGACCCGAUCGACUCCUCGCAAAUUAACCAUAUCGUUAAACAUAGUGAUUGCGUAGAAGACACUAAUCCAAAAGAUAGUAUAUCUGCUACAUGCACUGCUAUACCCAUGGCCAAUGAAAACUGUUAUCACCAAUGUACUGAUAACUCUAUACUGACGGACAGAUGUAGGGUCGACAAUAAAAGAAAUAUUUUUAGAAAAGCUUUGAAGAAAAAAGAGGCAAAGAAGAAAGAUAGCUGUAAACAGCAGUUCAUAUAUUACGCUCAAACCACAAAUUCACCUUUCAAUAAUUAUGAUAUCAAGGGAAAAUCAACAAUUAGAUACAAUAGAAAUGUUAAAAAGACUCGUGAUAUUAGCCGGUCAUAUUUUGUUGAUAUGAUACGUAGACAAUACCAGCCACGGCCUAUAUUUGAUGAAUUCUCGGAUACUAGCCAAUUUACAUCACCAAUCUGUAGAGACAUUGAGCAAAGUUUCAAUACUCCCUUUAGAAAUAAGUCUGACGUAUGUUCUUGCUGUCAUGGACAAUUCCACAAUUUGGACCACCCUAUUAGAAAUUCGAAUGAUUUAGAAGUAAAUUCAAGAAAUAUUUUAAAUAUUGAUAACAGUAAUAAGUCUAAUUAUUACGAUUCCAGUAUGUAUGAUGUAAUACCAGUUAAAGAGAAAAGCGCCAAAAAUAAAGAAAUCUCUAGAAUUAAACACGGAAAAAGAGAUCUAAUAGAUACAAUUUAUCCAGCCGACGCAACUGCUAAUUCUAAACGUAAACCUCGACGAUUUGAAGUCAAUUUUCACACAUUACCACAAGCAAAAUUUAAUUACCCAAAGAAACUUUCAGUUUCUUUGCCGGUUAGAAAUGAUAAAAUUAGUAGAACUAUACCAAAACGGGCUAAAGGAAUAAUACUAGUAAAUCAUCAAAAACCCAUGGGCACUUCCGAUACUUGUAUUGAUUGCGGUGAUGUAUAUGUAAAACAGGUCAACAAUAAACCGUCUAAGAAACAUAAAUUGUUACUUACAUACAAAAAUGCGGAGAGCUUAACAGUUAACGUUAAUGACACUGAAUGUCAAACAACCACAACAAACAGUAUAGAAGUGGAAUCAACGUUACAAGAUAGUAAAACUGAAGAAACAUUGAAUCAGAUAAAGACAAUAUUACAAUCAGUAUUAACAGAAGUAAAGACAAAUACUCAGUUAAAGAAGUUACCGGAAGACAAGCCCACAAAAGAUGCAACUGUACAAAAAGGAGCUUCCCACGACAUUAUCGAGGAUAAAUCGAGCCUUCUGCACAGUGUCACAUAUAGUCCCUAUAACAUGAAUCCUUACAAUGCCUCUUGUUCGCGUCACAUGAGCUCUGGUCACUUCUGCUACUCGGGUUUGCCGUGCUCUUCAUUGAAAUACAUGCAAAACUUUCCAGUAUUUAUUCAGACACCGGGUCGUCAUAUGUAUGCGAAUUGUUACAGAAACAAUUCGCAUGUCAAUAAACCGAUGACCACCAAACAAGCCGCCACCAUUUCCACCAACACUGAAAUAAUAAAAGAGGAACGCAGUAAAGAAACUGACAAAUUAAUUAAGGACAUAUAUAGAUCAAUAGCGCUCAACAUAGAUGUCCCUACGAAAGAUACAUCCAUGAGUGAAUAUGAGGAACUAUCGAGUAAACCUGACACGAAUAUAAAAUCUAACUACAGAGUCGACAAGAUAUACGGUCUUACUGCUAAAACCACUACAAAUAAUGUUUUAAAAAGAGAUAUACAAACACAUAGUACUUUUACUUCGAACACAUUAAGUAAGUUAAGAUCGAACACCGUAAGCAUGCAAUCUCAUGUCGUUAGCACAACUGACAAGGAUGGUCGUCCAAGAAGUAGUAAAAUUGAACAAUUCCUAGUUAACAGAAGUGCUCGUCACUCGAAACACGAGGAUGAUAUAGAUGAACAAAUUGAGUUGGACAAAGCUAGCAGCUCAACUAUCACUAUCAAUGAAGAUACAGAAAUUUCUGAUGAAGAAACAGAAAGCGAGGAUACUUAUAUACCUCCAAAGGAAUCAACAAAGAAAAAAGAAAAGGUGAAUCUGUUUUGCAAAAUGUUUAAUUCGGUAAAGUUUUUCAAGAACAAAAAUAAGAAAGAGAAGGCAAUACAGAAUGUUAAUGAAUACGAACAAGAAUCAGAUAUGAACGAGUCUGACGAAUAUGAAACAAUUUACAGUCAGAAAAUUGACCGCACGACACCUGUGUCAAGUCAAGUACGUAAAAAAGCACCUCAUUCGAAGAUAUCGUACUCUAGACAAAUGAGAGACCGGAAUCAAGAGAGAUUUAGAAGAUUGCCGUAUAUGGAGCAGGAAUAUAGACGCCAAUGGAAUGAGAGGCUUAUGUUCCAAGAACAGCAGCGCCAGUUCUCUUCUGAUCGGAUGUACUCGAAGGAAACCAAUCGAUACAAAGAACAGCCGAUGUACUGUCGAAAUUACGAGGCAAGAUCUGCUCUUGUGGACCAAAAUAUAUCCCCAUAUCAGCAAAGAGAAGCAAACGAAAGAUACACUAAGACACUGCAAAAUGAGAGAAAUGCUAAAAGAGUCAAAACAAAAGGACUGACUUGGUUGACGAAACGCAAACUCGGAUUACAAUGUGGGGAACAAUGGAAGAAGCUUAUUAUAGACAGCUGACUGUAUUUACUACACUUACUUGAUCUUCAUGAUAGUAAAAAUUAUAAUUAUAUGAAGU